This is a messenger RNA of Drosophila santomea, 3554 nucleotides long. It is a transcript of the gene Brca2, whose product is annotated as breast cancer type 2 susceptibility protein homolog. The record is from RefSeq and is a predicted model, not a curated record. Gene Ontology annotation, biological process: regulation of DNA-templated transcription; double-strand break repair via homologous recombination. The transcript has 3 exons. NCBI's taxonomy places the organism in Eukaryota, Metazoa, Arthropoda, Insecta, Diptera, Drosophilidae. Bases 101 to 3394 code for a protein of 1097 amino acids.
UCCAAAGCAGCGUUUGCCAACACUGAAUCUUGUUUUGGAAAUGCAACCACAAUUAAUUGUUUACCUCAAAUAAAGUACACAACCACAAUUAAAUGACGUGAUGGACCAGAAAGGCGCAUCGGGAAGUCGUUCGACCCGGCUAUCCCAAGGAAAAGUCACCCAUGCGCAUCAGGCCGCUGCGGAAAUUCGGCGAAGUAACAUCAUCGAGGACAUGGCCAAAAUAUGCGAAGCCGAUCGCCAGACUAGCUCCUUCGCUCAAAGGACUCAAGGUAUCGAGCGGCCUUCGGCUGACAACAGUGGCUUCGUCGCCGUGGAGUACCUUAUUCUGGCCAGCGCUGAGCCCACGCCCGAGGAGCGGGUUGAGAUGAUCAUGCUGGACUUUUGCUCGUCUCCAACUUACACAGAGGAUGAGGAUGAGCCUAGCUAUGAGUCGGAGCCGUGGUUUCGAUUUCGCAAGAAAAGGAUCAAAACUUACGGUCGGAAGAGAGAUACAAAAGGCCAUAUGGUUGUGCAGCACGAGGAGCCCAGUAGUUCCUCGGCCCUCUCUGUACAGAGGGAUCCCAAUACUUCGUUGACCUCUGUGGCUUGUGACUUCGAUGCUGCGGCAUCGCAGAGGAUACACGAGGUCCUGUUAAACCUAAGUCAAUAUCUUUCGGUGAGCGCGACCGAUUCCAGUCCCACUCCUUCCGUCCCAUCGCAAAUAGAUCUUCCAACCGAAGCCGGGCGAGAUCCUGAGAAUCCCCCGAAUUCUGUAGACCACCAAGUUAACCUUUCAGAUACAAAUUUGGAAGAUGAGUGUUUGAACACUGAAGUGAUGAACUUGAGAGACGACCUGUUGGAGAACGGAUUUACCUUCGAGGCCUCUAUGUGUGACAAUGAGCCGGAAGGAACUCUGGCAGACACUCUCUUUGGCGAUACCAGGCAAGCGAUCUCCACCAUGCAUCCCCAAUUGGAAACAGGAGAAUGUAAAGUUUGGUCUGAUGCAGACUCAGUACUGAAAAAGACCGAAAAAAUGUCAUUAGAUGUUUUGAAGGAACAAAUGCAAGCGGAACAUCCUCUAGAUGAGAAUACGAACCUAAUAUUGAAAGGCAUCCCAAUGAGCGAAUGGCAAACUCCAAUGGAGCUGCCAGAGAAAUCCAAAGAGCUAAUCAACCAUAUACCCGAAGAAAAGGUAAAGUUGGAGCCAAGUUCUCAGAAAAAGCAUGAACGUAGCAAUGAUUCAAAUGAAUCAAAGUUUAGAGCAGUCUCAAACAAAGAAAGCGAUAUUGCCAAAGAAAGGGGAGGUGCUAUGGUCGUGGACAAGUCUAAAGAGAAUGAACAUUUUUUAAACGACGGUGAUCUUCUUCAGGAGUUUCUGUUUAAUGAAUGGAACCCAAUACAGAGUUUUGAAGGCCCAUCGACAUCGAAGGACGCAAUUGAAGUGCAUAAGAAAGAGAUCAAUUCAAUGAAGCCUGACGACGAGCAGCAACCAGAGAAGAAGACACCCAAUAAAAGUCAGUCCUCAGGUCAUAAAAUUGUUGGCUUUCGAAAAACGCCCUAUAAAUUUAUUGAGGUUUCGGAAGAAAUGAAACUUAAAGGCGAAAAGUUUGUAGCCCAAGUUGUAUCUGAUUUAUAUCAGUCUACUCAAAAGUGCCACUCAGUCACUGAGGAAUACUCCGCUAAUCAUAGUCAAGUGAUGAAAUCAACAUCUAAACCCAUCGAAACAUUGGAUGUUACCAACAAGGAAGCAAAGCUUGAGGUUGGAGAAAUAAAUGCCAAAUGCAGUCCUCUGAAAAAGGAGAGCAUAGCAGAGCCCGAGUUUUCUGGCUUCCGUACAGCCUCAAAUAAAGCAAUUGUAAUUUCUGAAAAGAUGAAAAUGAAAACUGCAGAGUUUAUGACUGAGUUUCAGUCCGCGGAAUCCAAUCAGCAAAAUGGUUAUGAAGUCAAUCAGCCAAAUGACACGAAAUCAAUUGAGAUUUCAAAGGAAAUGCCAUCGAAGGUUUCCAAGUUGGUCAUUGAUAUUAAAAUGGAAGAACCACAUGACUCCAAUGAAUCAACGUUUAUAGGCUUUAGAACAGCGUCAAACAAGGCCAUUGAGAUUACCGAGGCGAUGGAGAGGAGAGGAGCCAUGUUCCUGGCCCAGUCAAAGGCUACAGACCAACAAGACGCAGAACUUACUGAGGAGCUCGUUUUUAGUGAAUGGCAGCUAAGCGAUCUUCCUGAUGUUGACCUAACUGUAGCUCCAGUAAAUGUUGAAAAAAACAAUACUGUGGAUAUGAAAACUAGAACUGAGAGCGAGUUAUUUGGCUUUCGCACGGCCUCAAACAAAGGAAUUGUGAUUUCUGAAAAGAUGAAAAUGAAAACUGCAGAGUUUAUGGCUGAGUUUCAGUCCGCAGAAUCCAAUCAGCAAAAUGGUAAUGAAGUCCAUCAGCCAAAUGACACGGAAUCAAUUGAGAUUUCAAAGGAAAUGCGAUCGAAUACCUCCAAGUUGGUCGUUGAUAUUAAAAUGAAAGAACCAUAUGAACCCACAAAUGCCCAGGAUUGCUGUGACUCCAAUGAAUCAACGUUUAUGGGCUUUAGAACAGCGUCAAACAAAGCCAUUGAGUUUACCGAGGCGAUGGAGAGGAGAGGAGCCAUGUUCCUGGCCCAGUCAAAGCAGCCUAGUGAUCUUCCUGAUGUUGCAUCCACCUCUAAUGACCUAACUGUAACUCCAAUAAAUGUUGAAAAAACCAAUACAGUGGAUACGAAAGCCGCUUUUGAAAGCGAGUUUUUUGGUUUUCGCACGGCCUCAAAUAAAGGAAUUGUGAUUUCUGAAAGUACGAAAGUCAAAGCUGCGCAGUUUAUGAGUGAAUUUCAAGCCGUUGGCCCAAGUACUGACUCAACCAAACCAAUUGGGAUCCCUGAGGAAUCGAAAAGUACUUCUGCCCAGUUCGUGGAGGAAGUGGUGGCAGAAGACAGUCCCAGCAAAGCACCCAUUUGCGAUGUACAAAGUCAAGGAAAUACCUCAGCUAUUGAGCACUUCCAUCGCAACUCCUCCGUAGAUCGUUCGGCAAAGAAAGAGCAUCCGAGGACGCCCAAGAGGUCCCAGGAGAUCCACUCCUCCCUAUCGCAACUUGCCGGCAUAUCCCCACUGGAUCAGGCCACCAAGAAGUCCGUGAUAGAGCGCCGAAAUAUCCUGACACUGAAGAGAAGACGAAAGAUCACCUCGUCAACUGCAACUUCUGCAGCAUGUGCCUCGCCGGCUGUGGAGCGAUUCGCACCCAUGCCCGCUGCGACAAGUACUCCGCUGGCUGCCAGGAAUUCAAAUCUCCCCGAGGACUGCACAAAGGAUAGGCAGAGUGUGGAGGACAUGUCACCUAUUUGCAUGCAACCCAGAAAGAGUCGAAGACUUGGUUUGAGUGGACGCCGCUAUUAGGUGCAUUAUACCCAACAGAUUUAAGCCGCUGGUCGAUUUAAAUGGGUAGAUACUUAGUUGAAUUAAAGUAUGACAUAUUGAAUGAGUCACUUAGUCACAUUGCCUUGAUAUAAGUUAUUAUAAUAAGCGUUUUUGUUGUAGCAUACACCGUAUAAGGAAA